ACACAGCGGAUCACCGAUUACGGAAACAGCCAAAGAUGUCGGCUCAGUCAUGUGAUCAGCUGUGUCCAAUCACAGCUGAUCACAUGGCACUGAUGAUCAGUGUGCCCUGAUGAUCAGUGUAGCCCCAGCAGUGCCACCUGUCAGUGUCCAUCAGUGCCAGCUGUCAGUGUCCAUCAGUGCCACAUCAAUGCCACAUAUCAGUGCCUACCAGUGCACAUCAAUGCCACAUAUCAGUGCCCAUCUGAGCUGCCUUUCAGUGUCACCCAUCAGUGCCAGUCAGUGUCACCUAUCAAUGCCAAUCAGUGCCACCUGUCAGUGCUGCCAAUCAGUGCCACCUAUUAGUGCCAGUCAGUGCCGCCUAUCAGUGCCAUGUAUCAGUGCUGCCUUUCAGUGCCCAUCAGUGAUGCGUGUCAAUGCCCAUCAGUGCCACCAUCAGUGCCAGUCAGUGCCGCCUAUCAGUGCC
Staurois parvus is the source of this 463-nucleotide messenger RNA. The record is from the annotation of a GenBank genome assembly. NCBI's taxonomy places the organism in Eukaryota, Metazoa, Chordata, Amphibia, Anura, Ranidae.